This is a messenger RNA of Dibothriocephalus latus, 210 nucleotides long. The record is from the annotation of a GenBank genome assembly. Lineage: Eukaryota; Metazoa; Platyhelminthes; Cestoda; Diphyllobothriidea; Diphyllobothriidae.
GAAGAAGUGAAGAAUGGAGGAGAAGUAAAUGGGGAAGUUGAUGAUGAUGAUGAGGAGGAGGAGGAGGAGGAGGAGGACGAAGAGCCACUUGCCACUUCUGCACAGAUGAGAGCUGCACUCUACACUCUGCAACACGGUUUGCAGGCAUCAGAUUUCACAAAAUUCGAUGAUUUCUGGUGCCUCGAGAAGGACAUCAAAGAUCACUUGUGA